Messenger RNA from Triticum turgidum subsp. durum (durum wheat), 981 nucleotides. NCBI's taxonomy places the organism in Eukaryota, Viridiplantae, Streptophyta, Magnoliopsida, Poales, Poaceae. The record is from the annotation of a GenBank genome assembly.
AUGAUGAGCUUCAAGGGCCACGACGGAUUCGGGCAGGCCUCCAAUGGUGGUGGUGGUGGAGCCUCCGUGCCAUGGUGGACGGUGUCCCAGAUGCUGUACGGGGAGCCGGGGGCCGCCUUGUCGUCGUCGCCGGAGGCGGAGCCUCGCCGGGACGCCCAGUUCCAGGUCGUGCCCAGAGCUCAGGGCAUCCUGGAUCCACUGCUGGCGCCCAAGAGCGGGGCUCCUGAGGUCCUCAAGUUCUCGGUGUUCCAAGGGAAUUUGGAGUCGGGAGGCAACAAAGGAGAGAAGCCCAUGGAGCACUCCGCCACCAUCGCACUGCAGUCGCCGCUCCCGGAAUACAACAGUCGCUUCGAAUUUGGCCCGGGUCCUUCCAUGAUGUCUUCUGGUUAUCCUUCAGCUGAGCAGUGCUAUGGCCUGCUUACCACUUACGCGAUGAAAUCUACGCCUGGUGGCCGAUUGCUCUUGCCACUGAAUGCAACAGCUGACGCGCCGAUUUACGUGAAUGCGAAGCAGUAUGAAGGCAUCCUUCGCCGCCGCCGUGCUCGUGCCAAGGUGGAGCGAGAGAAUCAGCUGGUGAAAGGAAGAAAGCCGUAUCUUCACGAAUCACGCCACCGCCACGCGAUGCGCCGGGCGAGGGGCACGGGAGGGCGCUUCCUCAACACCAAGAAGGAGGGGAAUGGCAAGGACGCUGGAGGAGGAGGCAAGAGGGCAGAGUGCGCCCCGCCCACGCGCUUCGCCACGUCUCCGAGCUCCGUCAUCCCGAGCAACCCGCACUCCCGGAGCAGCAUCUCGAGCCUCUCCGGCUCGGAGGUGUCGAGCAUGUACGACCACGACGACGUGGACCACUACAACAGCAUCGAGCACCUCCGGACGCCCUUCUUCACCCCGCUGCCGAUCAUCAUGGACGGCGAGCACGGGGCAUCCGCCCCCUUCAAGUGGGCCACGGCCGCCGACGGCUGCUGUGAGCUCCUCAAGGCGUGA